Molecule: messenger RNA, 900 nt
Organism: Brassica napus (rape)
Lineage: Eukaryota; Viridiplantae; Streptophyta; Magnoliopsida; Brassicales; Brassicaceae
Product: ethylene-responsive transcription factor ERF107
Exons: 1
Coding region: 135-740 (201 amino acids)
Biological process (GO): regulation of DNA-templated transcription; ethylene-activated signaling pathway
Molecular function (GO): DNA binding; DNA-binding transcription factor activity
Source: RefSeq, a predicted model, not a curated record
GACAGAGAGAGACUUGUGACACCUUACACCCAUGGCUGCCAAACACAUGUUUGGGAUUUUUUUUCUUUAUAUACACAGAAGAAAGAUCAAAACAUAUCACUUGCAGAGUUUUCUUAAAGAAAAUAAACAUAAACAUGAUAACUUUUGAGGAAAGCUCUGAUUUGGAGGUUAUACACAAGCAUCUCUUUGAGGACUUGAUGAUCCCUGAUGGUUUCAUGGAGGAUUUUGUAUUUGAUGAUGCUGCUUUUGUCACAGGACUCUUGUCUCUAGAACCCUUUAACCCAGUUCCUAAACAAGAGCCUAAUUCACCGGUUCUUGAUCCAGAUUCCUGUGUCCAAGAGUUUCUACAAAUUGAAGCAGAAUCAUCAUCAUCAUCAACAACUACAACAUCACCUGAGGCUGAGACAGUCUCAAACCGAAAAAGACCAAAGAGGGUCGAAGAGACGAGACACUACAGAGGCGUGAGAAGAAGACCAUGGGGGAAAUUUGCAGCAGAGAUUCGAGAUCCGGCCAAGAAAGGAUCUAGGAUGUGGCUAGGCACAUUUGAGACUGAUAUUGAUGCUGCAAGAGCUUAUGACUACACAGCUUUUAAGCUCAGGGGAAGAAAAGCUGUGCUCAACUUUCCUUUGGAUGCUGGUAAGUAUGAUGCUCCGAUCAAUUCUUGCCGAAAGAGGAGAAGAAACGAUGUACCAGAGCCUCAAGGAACAACUACUAGUAAUUCAUCAUCUUCAUCAAACUAAUGGGACUAGUCAUGCUUAAGUUUGAUUAAUGUAGAUAAAUAUCUAAGUAUGGGAAGCAUCAUGUAUAGAGCCAAGAAAAUAUUAGAUUAGUGUAGUGAAUAAGUGUUGCAAAAUAUGUACUAAAGAGUUCUUGUAAUAAUGGAACUUAUGUCUUGUCCCA